CGGCGGCUACAGCCGGCGGCCAUUUUGGAUGGGGUCGUGCGUGAGGGCAGCGGAGCCGUUAGAAACCGUUGGAGGAGGUGCCCACUUCACCCCACACAUGGCAAAGGCACGCAAAGAUGGGCAGCGUGUGAAUAGUUUGCAGCUGUUUUGUUAGUAGCAGCAGGAGUUUUCAGUUCCUCAUUCCCACUGUGUUCCAAAUUCCCUCGCCACAGGAAGCUGCUUCUUUGCUAAGGACCAGCCUACGCUGACCUACCAUGGCAUCCAACAAAUUCGUCAUUAAGUGUGGGAACUUUGCUGUUUUGGUGGAUGUUCAUAUUUUGCCUCAAGGCUCCAGUAAAGACACCAGCUGGUUUUCAGAUCAUGCGAAAGAGAACGUCUGCAUGCUGCUAGAGGAAGUGGUUGCUUCAAGGGUCAAACAGUACUUGGAGGCACCUAAACAACGUGGUCAGUGGAAGUCAAUGGAACAUGCACCAUCUGGUCCUCUGUUUCUUACUGCCAACAGUUUGCACAUUACUGCCUACUUUAUGAAGAGAUGGGUUAAUCUCCGUUGUGCUGUAGGGAAACGUUAUCGUGACCUACGUGUGUUUCCAGACAGAUUUAUCGUGUGUGUCAGUAAACUUGACUUUAAUCCAAGUGAUUGGACAUGUGACAGUGGUGUAUUGAAAGAAGAACUUUCCAAUGGGACGUCUGAAUAUUUUACUGAAUCUGCUGAGAACAAGAAGCUGGAGAUUAGUCUGAACGAACAAAUAAAGCAAGACAUCUUGAAAGAAAUUGUGAAAAGGACAAAACUAAAGAAAAGUAGCACAAGCAAACCUCAAAUCAGCGAGGACUCCAAGAAAGUGUCCCUUGGCUCAGUGGACUCACAGACAGGGAACAGGAAGAAUGACCAUCGAACUUCUCUCAGCCCUCAAUCUGAAGUGAUGCGUAGGAGUCCAGGACUGCUAAAGGACUGCACAAAUAUAGUUGAGAGCAACUUGGAACUUCCUGUUCUAGAGCUGGAAAAUUAUGUUAAUCAGAGACAGCCAGAUUGUGUUAGCAGCCAGCAAAAACCUCACUCUGUGGAGUGGUUGAAGGCGACUCUUUGGAGUGAGAACCCUCCUUGUAGCUCUGAGACAGCCGUGCUAGCUCCAAAGCGAAGUCAAGAAGUGACCAAAACACAGGCUCAACAGAAGAGCUGUGCUCCAGAAGAAAAGUUAGAGCAUUUCAAAAAAGUGUCCUCUGAAGGGACUCCUUUCAUUCCUAGCAAUACAGAAAUGAGUAAAUAUGAUGAUGGUUGUUUAGGUCCAUUCCUGGAGGAGAAGGCCCCACUUAAUUCUGGGUUGUUUUCUAAACAAGACAUGACAAAGGCUGCAUCUGAUGAGGAGUCACUAACUUUGAGAAGAAACCUCUCCCAGCCUCUUUCUGUGAAGAACAAUAUAGCACAGACAAGGCAAAAUGAGCCAAGCCCAACCACUGAAGAUGGGAUGCCACCACCAAGUAUAGAGCUGCAGCCUGUGUCUUCAGGGAAGCUUAGCCAGAAAAGAAAAAAAGAAGUUGAAAAUGGUCUCAGGAAGUUAAAACUUCGAAGGCUUAAAAAGUCAAAGUCUGAAAUACUACCUUGACAACGCGGGUGGACAGCCAAACUUGUGUUUGGAAAGGAUAUGCAAAAAGUAGGAAGCAAUUCAAAACAAUGAAAAAUAACCAAAAUCCAAAGUAAAACCAAGAUAAAACUUUUAAAGAAAAAUUAUUUGAAGUAUCUUAGUCAUAACUGUAAUGAAGAUAAUUCUUUAGGGCUUAGACAUUAAUAUUGUACAAACCAGGGUAGUAUUUAUAGAAAGAAAAAUCUCUUAUAAUAUUUACUAAGCAAAAUUUUAGAUCUCCGUAUGUUUCAGUGCUAUUAAAAAGUCGUAUCAGCUGAUGACAGCCAAAGUUAAACCCACUUUUGUGAUCUGUUAGCAGCUGCAGUGGUUCAGUGUUUUGCUUCUUUCAGAACACUGUUUUAGUAAAAACUAAUUCUUCCUUUCUCUC
Molecule: messenger RNA, 2007 nt
Organism: Strigops habroptila (Kakapo)
Lineage: Eukaryota; Metazoa; Chordata; Aves; Psittaciformes; Psittacidae
Gene: SLX4IP
Product: SLX4 interacting protein
Source: RefSeq, a predicted model, not a curated record